Messenger RNA from Falco peregrinus (peregrine falcon), 5894 nucleotides. It is a transcript of the gene TLR4, whose product is annotated as toll like receptor 4. Gene Ontology annotation, molecular function: lipopolysaccharide immune receptor activity; lipopolysaccharide binding; protein binding. Gene Ontology annotation, cellular component: membrane. The record is from RefSeq and is a predicted model, not a curated record. Gene Ontology annotation, biological process: immune response; inflammatory response; toll-like receptor signaling pathway. The transcript has 3 exons. The coding region runs from base 70 to 2619 and encodes 849 amino acids. NCBI's taxonomy places the organism in Eukaryota, Metazoa, Chordata, Aves, Falconiformes, Falconidae.
CAAUGCUUGGCAUUUCAGGAAGUUUCUCACUCCAGGUCCUUGAGUGAUACUCACGCUGCUUUCUCCUGCAUGCCUGGCCUCCUGAAGAUGUCCCAGAUUACAGCUCUUUCCCUGUGGAUGCUCAUGGUAGUGCUGCAGCUGGUGCUUGUCCCAUCACAGCUGGCAGGCUGCCUCCUCAAUCCCUGUUUGGAGGUCAUCCCUAACAAAACUUUCAGCUGCAUGGGACUGAACGUCUCUGGAGUUCCUGCUGAAAUCCCAGAUACCACCCAGAACUUGGAUCUCAGUUUCAAUAAUCUGAAAUCACUGGGGUCAAAUUAUUUUUCAUCAGUCCCUGAACUGCAGCUUCUUGAUCUUACAAGAUGCCACCUUCAUACAAUAGAAGAUAACUCCUUUAAGGAUCUUCAGAAACUUUCCACCUUAAUUUUAACUGCCAAUUCCCUCCAGUACUUGGGGACAGCAGCCUUCGAUGGCUUAACAUCUCUGAAAAAACUGGUACUGGUGGAAACCAACAUAGCCUCUCUGACUGACCUACCCAUCGGACACUUGCAUACCCUGCAGGAGCUGAAUUUGGGCCACAACAACAUUGCUUCAUUGAAGCUUCCCAAAUAUUUCAGCAACCUGACCUCUCUCAGGCAUCUGAGCUUUCUUUCUAACAAGAUCACAUAUAUCUCCAAAGGAGACCUGGAUGCCCUGAAGGAAGUGAACAGGCUCAACCUUACACUGGAGCUUUCCUUGAAUAAUAUAAAACACAUACAGCCAGGGUCCUUUGCAAAGAUUCACCUUGGUGAGCUGGGACUAAGAGCCUCUUUUGGGAACUUCAGCGUGAUGCACACUUCUCUUCAAGGCCUGACUGGUUUACAGGUCAACAGGCUAAUUGCUGGAGAAUUCAGUGACAGUAAGAAACUGGUAGACUUUCAGAGAGGACUCUUGAGUGGACUGUGUCAGGUACAAAUGCAAGAAUUUAUCUUAGUGUGUGUAAGGGGAUUUGAGGAUGACACAGACACUCUUUUUAACUGCUUAGGCAACGUCUCCAGUAUUCGCUUGGUGAACCUCCAGCUUGAAAAGAUGUCAGAGGUUCCUAUGUUCUCUCAAGUGAAACAGCUGGAAUGCAAGAAAUGCAAGUUUCAGGAAGUGCCUGCCACGAAGCUCUCUCUUUUCAAGGAGCUGAGAGUGCUUCGUAUUACCAAGAACAAAGACCUCAGUAGCUUCCGACAGAAAUUUGAGAGUCUAAGAAACCUGGAGGUGGUAGAUUUGAGUGAGAAUCACCUCUCCUUCUAUCGCUGCUGUUCCCCUCUGUUUCCUGGAUGUCCAAAUUUGAAAUACUUGAACCUAAGUUACAAUUCUAUCAUCAGAAUUACUGGAGAUUUCACUAAUGUGAAGAAUUUGUUAUAUUUGGACCUUCAGCACACAAAUCUGUUUGGUCCUGGCUCCUACCCUGUCUUCCUAUCCCUUCAGAAACUCAUAUACCUCGAUAUUUCCCAUACCAGAACUCAUGUUAAAUCCCAGUGUACCUUUUGUGGCUUGAACUCUUUGAGAGUGCUCAAGAUGGCAGGCAACUCCUUUGAGAACAACCAACUGGCCAACAACUUCAAAAACCUAAGUCACCUCCACACCUUGGAUAUUUCAAGUUGCAAAUUAGUACAGGUGGAUAAAAAUACAUUUGAUGCCCUCUCUGAACUAAAAGAGCUAAACAUCAGCAACAAUAAACUACUGAGCUUUGAUCCUGUAGUCUACAAGCCGCUGCAAGCGCUCACAGCCCUGGAUCUCAGCAACAACCAGCUGAGCGUUCUGGUGGACUCAGCCCUGGGAAUCCUGCCUGAUAGUCUGGUCCUGUUAGACAUCUCUCAAAACCUGUUUGAAUGCUCUUGCACAAACCUAAACUUUCUGAAAUGGGUAAAGGAAAAGCAGGACCUACUGCAGAACAGGGAAUUGAUGAUAUGCCACACACCUGUAUAUGUGAAGAACAUGAGCCUGUCAAGCUUCGAUCUGCACUCCUGCCAACUCAAAGCAAGUACAGUGGCAUUCUCAGUGAUCGCAUUGCUCGCUGCAGCAGUGUUCCUCUUCCUGAUUUACAAGUACUACUUCCAGCUAUACUACUCAUUGGUGCUGCUCAGUGGGUGUAAACACACUGCAGAAAGGGGUGACACCUAUGAUGCAUUUGUUAUCCACUCCAGCAAAGACCAGGAAUGGGUGAUGAAAGAGCUGGUGGAACCCUUAGAAGGAGGAACACCUCCCUUCCAGCUUUGCCUUUACUACAGGGAUUUCCUACCAGGGGUACCCAUUGUCACCAAUAUCAUCCAAGAAGGUUUUUUGAGUAGCAGAAAUGUCAUUGCAGUCAUCUCUACUGACUUUCUGGAAAGUAAGUGGUGUAGCUUUGAGUUUGACAUUGCCCAGUCCUGGCAGCUUGUUGAAGGAAAAGCUGGAAUUAUCAUGAUUGUACUAGGAGAAGUGAAUAAAACCUUGCUGAGGCAGAGGCUGGGGUUGUCCCGAUAUCUGAGGAGGAACACCUAUCUGGAGUGGACAAACAAGGAAAUCAGCAGACACAUCUUCUGGAGGCAACUGACAGCAGUCCUGUUAGAAGGCAAGAAGUGGAAUCAUGAGGAGGCAAAGCUCAUGUGAAGAAAAAGAGAGAUCACUUCUCUCCUGUCUCCCAUCAUGGCUUGGCUGAUGGCUGGUGUUCAGAAGUUGGUACUUCCGUGGCUGUUCAGAGUUGGAGGAAGUAGAUGAAGGCACUGCAAAAACAGUACAAAAAUACCUGCCUUGCUGGUCACCCUUUCUCAAGGGAACUUGUAAGCUAAGGAGUGUCAGCAGCUGCACACGCCUGAGCCCCGUGUUUGCCUGUAGCUGUCAGCCAAAGCUGGUCCAGCAAUCCACACAGGUCAGGUGGGUUGGUGAACUGAUGGACAGCUCUUACUGUCGUUUACCUGCCUCUGAAACUGUAUUUGGAUCCUGAGGUCAUUUACCCAGUGGAACUUCAGGCUCUGUUUCUUUGAGGGGACCCCAGGAUCUCCAGGGGAGAGCAAAGGUACAGGACUCUUGGGUCUAAAAGUGGUGGGAAACAGAAACAAGAUUUGGAUCCUGAAAGUCUUGGGUCUGCCUCCUUAGGCACCAUGGCUCAGGGAGAAAACCCUGCAGAGGGAAAUGGAGUUCCCUACAGCCACAGACCACCUGGCAGCCACUCAGUGCAGCUGAGCAGUUAUGUCAUCAGUGUGGGGGGAGGUUGUUUUUGGUGGGACAUUUCCUUAACAUGUUUAUUUCAGUUUUCUUUAGACCAAGACAAAAUAUUGAAUCCCCCAAAUAUUGCCACCACCUGGAACUCUUAUUUAUAUCCAGCUAUAUUAUAUAGCAUUUGAAAGAGUGGUUUGAGGUCUUUGCGUGAGAUCCAAAAAUCCGUGGGACCAGAAAGAGCCAUAGAAAUGCUUAACACCUUUAAAAUCAAACUAUUUCUUUGCCUCAACUGUUUUGCCUCAUGCAGUGUUUCUGGAUACACUGUGUGGGACUGCCCUAUACGAGCAAGAUUCAGUCUGAGCAAAGUGUUUUGAUGUUUACAGCCAGCCAGUUCUAGAAUAAGCUUUUCUACUCUCUGGACCAGCCUUAGUUCACGGUUGGAAGUUGCUGUAGGAGCCUUCAGCCCAUGGGUUGAAAUGGGCUUUGGACCUGUUCAGGCUGAGAGUCCCUCUUCCUUCCCACUGUCAGGCUGUGGCAGCCUCUGAUCCUGGUGGGCAUCUCAACACGUGUGGUCAGCCUUUCCCAGGGUCCAGGUGCUACGUGGAACAGGCCAGUCACUGGGUGGGAGAGUUUUGCCUUUUUUCACCGAGAAUGUGCCUGACAUUUUGCAGGGAGGAGAGAUAGAGGAGAAAAGUCUGGGUUAGCUAAACUAAAUGUAUCCCAGCGCUGCCCUGAAUAAAGGGAAGGAAAGUCUAAAUGCCAUUGAAUCAUAUUACUGAGCGCACCCAUCGAUGUGCUGAAUAUUGAAUAGUGCUGGCAUAUUGCUCUCUAUUUAUGAAAGGCUUUGGUUAGGAUUAAUCACUGAAUUACUCUAGUUUUAAACUUGCAAAUCCUUCUAUAAUCAAUGACGUUCUACAGAGGUAAAACAGAAGCAAUUGAGUGGUGAAUCAGAUCUGAUAUUUAUUCAGAGGAAAGGGCCUGAUCCAUUUCACUUUUCUAAGCACCAGUCAGCACCAUCUCCGUGGAAGCCAGUGGUGAGAUCAACAUCAGACACUAUUUGAAAAAGAGAGCAAGCUAGCGCCAGGGCUUGUUCUGGCAAAAGCUGCAUCACAGUUCUCUUGCUGUGUGCUGUGCCAGAUAACACUACCAAUGCCCCCCACCCCCACCCCCAAGCCCUCUCAAAGGCUUUUUGUGCCCUAUGUGAUGAAACUUUCAUAAAACUAAGCUCAAUGCUGCUUUCACUUGCCCAGUGAGUUUGCUUUGCACCUGCCAAGUACUGUUGCAGCAAUUUCCAGAGUGCAGUGCUCCUUACCUGUGCUGUGACUGAGGGUCCAGAGUGCUGUGCUGUGCCAGCAGGGCUGCCUCCUCACCUGGGGAGAGCCUGCUGGGGAUGGGGGGGGUGGGCGGGAGAUGGGGUGCCGUGAACCAGGGCACAGCAUUGUGCUCCCUGGGUUGAGGCCAAAGGAGAGCAUGAAGGCCAAAGCAAAUUUUAGCCUGGAUUUCAAUAGCUACAAGUUAAAUUGGAAAACAAAAGAGGAAAAUCAAAUUAGGUAGGAGUUCCUGCUCCUGAAUCGAGCAGCACUGAACCUGCAUUUCUCCCUCACUCUUUCUCUCUGUGGUUCCUCUACAAACAAUUGGGUGUAUAUGUAUUUCUGGCACAAAGCAGAGUCCUAUGAUUCUUGGUUGUGAUUAUAAUAAUCAGUUUUUAGAAAGCCUGAAAGUGGUUCUGGGCAUUAUAGUACGGGUUUAGGACAGUAUUGUUUAAAAAGCGAGUGUUUGUUGAAUAUCAAAGCAACUUUAGGAGAGCUGGGAUGAUGCUGAGAGGAGGCUCCCACCUGUACAAUUUAAAAAGAAACCAGAUACUUGUUCUUCUCUUCCUAUUCAGAGUCCCCACAGCAAAGAUGGAUAUGUGAGUUGCCCCAGGCCCUCUUACUGCCCAAGAGAAAGCACAAAAACCAUCAUAGCUUCUGGAAGUGAGAGUGAGAUGGUACAAUGAGAAAGAGAGUGGAGGCUGGGGUGUUCAGAAAAAAAGGGGGUUUGGAAGACGUUUGUUCUCUGCAAGCCCCAAAGUCACUCUCAGUCCUGCUUCCCUCCAUGCGUUUAGAGAUUUCACUUGGUCUCAGCAGUAGUUGGUGCUCUGAAAGACACAAGCUGAUUUCUUCUAUUGCUGAGACCUUCAGAGCAGAACCAGGACUUUCUUUUUUUCCCUGAAUGGCCCAGGAGGACAGGCUGCCUGUUGGCAUGAACACCCCUUGAUAGGACCUGGGUGCCAGGCACAGCCACGUGCCAUAAAUGUUGACCUGCCCAGCUGUGAGCUCUGUGGGGUGAGUGGCCCCCAGCCCUCCCCUUUGCACAGCCCAGGAGGUCAGUAACCUGCCCUGGCAGUGCCCGUCUUCUAUAUUCUGUUGUUUAUGAGUCUAGGAAGGAAAGGGCUGUAUCAACAAUUACGUUUUCACCAUUUACCUGGCAGAGAAAAAGUAGAUUUGUUUUUAGAAGACUCAAAACAACUUUCCUCAAUACUAUAAAAGGAGAAAUCAUUGUGCUUCAAACAGAAACACACAUUCCUAUUUGCCUUUGUUACAGGAAGCAAAUUUCCAAAGCAAAACUGAAUGUUCUCAUCUUCAAACAUGCUGGCAUGCACUGUUGUUUGAAAAUGUUCACUGUGCAGCAGGUAGCUUUGAUAUUAUUUACUCAUUUGGGUGAAUAAAUGAGCAGCCAACCAAACA